Messenger RNA from Drosophila virilis, 1766 nucleotides. RefSeq names its product Mitochondrial calcium uptake 3 (gene MICU3). Gene Ontology annotation, molecular function: calcium ion binding. Gene Ontology annotation, biological process: calcium import into the mitochondrion; mitochondrial calcium ion homeostasis. Gene Ontology annotation, cellular component: uniplex complex. The record is from RefSeq and is a predicted model, not a curated record. Lineage: Eukaryota; Metazoa; Arthropoda; Insecta; Diptera; Drosophilidae.
UAUUUGUCACUUCGUUUAGUUUUUUCUUCCAAGCAGCGCGUAGAGGCCCUCCGCAAUGGCAAAAGUAGUGGCGCGUUUAACAGUUAAAUCUAGUGCACUUUUAACCCAACGACCAAGUGUAACCGUGUAUAAAGCAUGUUGCCGAAAUGCAAGCACAGGAUUUGCGAAUAAAUUGCCACCAAGGAACACACAUCGUCUGCUGGUUCUGGUGGGCGGCAGUGUCGCCUCAUUGGCGGCAUUGACUGCGUUUAUUCGACUGAGAAGCGCUGCGAAUACAGCGAAUGCAAUGCGAAAGAAGAGCCUGCAUCGCGAUGAUACCGACUUGGAGAAUGUUAAACUGACCGCACGUGAGCGCCGCUUCAUUAAAUUCGCUUCCGUGGAGUACGAGGAUCAGCUGUAUAUGACGCCACAGGAUUUUCUGGAAUCUGUUGUGGAGCAGGAACCCAGACCUCGUCUGAAGCGUCGCGUGCUUAGCAGCGAGGAGGUUGAAAAAUACAAGGACAAUACGCCGGCAGUCAAAAAGGGUUCAUCACGUCUCUUUCGCAAUCUCAGGGACAAGGGCAUUGUUUCCUACACGGAGUAUUUGUUCUUGCUCUCCAUUUUGACCAAACCCAAAUCUGGCUUCCGCAUUGCCUUCAACAUGUUCGACACGGAUGGCAAUCAGCGUGUGGAUAAGGCCGAGUUUCUAGUCAUUAUUUCCAUAUUGGCCAGCGCCUUCAAGUCCAUACAAGAUGUUGACCCAAAAACCAAGGAAAUUAUGCGACGCUUAGUACCUUAUGAGGAACCCACAUCGAUUAAAUCUUUAGCCGUACCACGACCCAAGGGUCUUAUGGAGCGCAUUUUCAGCGGCGCUUGGAGAGAAAAACACGGCGAUCAGGCGUCGGAAAAUCAAGAUGAAAAUUCCGAUACGCCACACGAGCGUAAUUUUGCGGAUGACGCUGAGGGUCUGCAGCGACGUCAUGUGGUGUCCACCACCCUGCAGCUGCAUCUGUUUGGCAAGCGCGGCACCGGCGUCAUCAACUAUGACAACUUCUAUCGUUUUAUGGACAAUCUGCAGACAGAGGUGCUCGAGCUGGAGUUCAAUGAGUUCUCCAAGGGACAAAGCUUUAUAACCGAACUGGACUUUGCCAAGAUCUUGCUGCGCUACACGUAUCUGGCCACAGAUGAGUACGAUGUGUUUCUGGAGCGUUUGCUGCAUCGCGUCAAGGAUGAGCAGGGCAUAUCAUUUAACGAUUUUCGUGACUUUUGUCAUUUUCUCAAUAAUCUCGAUGAUUUCACCAUAGCCAUGCGCAUGUACACGCUGGCCGAUCGCUCUAUAUCCAAGGAUGAAUUUGCGCGCGCUGCCAAGAUCUGCACUGGCUAUUGCCUCAGUCAGCAUAUGAUUGAUACGGUCUUUGCCAUAUUCGAUGCGGAUGGGGAUGGUCUGUUGCAUUAUAAGGAGUUCAUAGCCAUUAUGAAGGAUCGGUUGCAUCGUGGGUUCAGAGUAAGUGGUCUUUUCUUUGAAUACAAUGAGGCACUCGAUGCAUACGAUGAUCCCGAGUAUCCCAUGUUUCAAGCCUGGCGCCAUAGCGUCUGUCGGCAAUUGGACUUCUACAUUGACAGCGAUGCGCUGUGGCAUGAAUAAUUUAAUAUAAAACUGCUUUUGAUGUUGUUCCUCUUAUCGCUUAUGUGUGUGCGUGCGCGUGUUUUCUCAUUUGUGUGUGUGUGUGUGUAAUUUGUUUUAAGCAUUAAUCAUUGUUUGUGCUUAAGCUUUUUAUUUAUUUCUA